Rhineura floridana is the source of this 1431-nucleotide messenger RNA. RefSeq names its product SCAN domain-containing protein 3-like. NCBI's taxonomy places the organism in Eukaryota, Metazoa, Chordata, Lepidosauria, Squamata, Rhineuridae. The record is from RefSeq and is a predicted model, not a curated record. The coding region runs from base 807 to 1343 and encodes 178 amino acids. The transcript has 2 exons.
UUGUGGAUCCUAAUUCUGUUGGAGUCAAAAGUCGUCUGGAUUAAUUAAUUAAUACAUUGUUUGAGGAAGAAAGUGAGUGGGACCACCCUAUGCCUUCUGUUCCCACAUCUUUGCAGACUUUAAGGUUACCAGAUGACCUGGCCUAUUUCUCCUGCCUUCAAGGGGGCUUGUGAUCUGCAGAAAUUCCCCAGGUGAAACUUUUCUUCCUGGCCUGGAGUAGGAUCUUUGAUCGCCUGCCAAUUGCAGCAGUUGGAUGUCUGUUAAAGGGGUAGUUUACAGAGUCUGCAUCAAAACCUGGAUGGGAAUUAGUAUUUGGGAGCUGGAUUUCCUCGAGAACCGGGAGAGAGAACCUGAGGCCCUCACUUUUUAAAAACUACAUUUAUAUCCCAACUUUCCUUCCAGGAGCUCAGGCCGGAAUACACGGUUCUUCCCAUUCCUGGCUGUGCACACACCAUACAUUUAAAGUGCAUCCUGGGAACCGUAGUUUACCCUCCCAGAGUCACAAUUCCCAGAAGCCUUAACAAACUACAACCCUGCAAGGAAGAAGCGCCCAUCUCAACCUCCCGGGUCUCGGAUUGCUGGUGAUCUUUGAGAAUCGCACCUCUCUUGUCACCAAAUAAACCUCGUCAACCAUCUUGGGAUACUGCGAGAGCAACUCAAGAAGGCAGAAAUUGGGUCUUCCUCUCUAAUUCAUGUGAAUUAGGGGUCGGAGAGCCAAGUUUUUCCCCUGGCAUCAGCCUCUUGAAGGAGCCACCGUUGCUUCCAGGGUCUCUAGAUUUGAGUGGGUACAGCCUGCAGAAAAAGCAAUGAAGGAGGAAAGAGUGGCCGGCCCAGCGACUGAGCGGCCAGGAUGGGGAGCACUGCAAGAGGGCAAAGGGGGUCCUUCCAGGGGGAUGGCAGAGUGCUGGGAAGCCCAAUGGCAGGAGUUCCUGAAGACCCUGCAGCAGCCCAUUCACACAGCAGAGAUGCCUGAGUCUGCCCCCUGGGAAGAUGCCAAGGCCUUCCUGGCCUCCUUCGAGCAAGUGGCCAAAGCCUGCCGGUGGUCUAGAGGAGAGUGGGCUGCCCUGCUCCUGCCAGCCCUGAGCGGGGAAGCGGAAGAAGCUUUUAGCAUCUUAGAAGCCGGAGACCAGGAGGACUAUGGGAAGGUGAAGGCGGCCAUCUUGCGAGGGGAUGCCCUCAGGAUGGAGGUUCAGCGCCAGCACUUCAGGCAGCUUCGCUAUCAGGAGGCUGAAGACCCGCAAAGGAUUUACAGCCAGCUGCAGGAGCUUUGCCACCAGUGGCUGAAGCCGGAGAGACGCACCAAGGAGCAGAUCCUGGACAAAUUAAACCAGAACUAUCACUAGAAGCCGAAAUGAUGAAACUGAAGUUAUCAUACUUUGGACACAUCAUGAGAAGACAUGAGUCACUAGAAAAGACAAUAAUGCUGGGAAA